UGAUAACGAGAAGGAAGAAGUAAGUGGGAGUUGAGAAAUGGCUGUCUAGUGAUAGUGAUAAUUUUCUAAUGUUUACAAAUGUCAAAGGUGAAAUGCAUGUCUGACUUUCGUUCAUUCUGUAAUGCGUUCUAUUCAGAAGAUUUUGUUUUCAGAAGUAUGAUUUCAUCUAUUGUUGGAGACCUUUCAGGUAGCAACUGGGUCCUAUCUGAAGCUUAUACAUCGACUGACCGACUCAUCUGAUCGAAUGUUUAUGCUACCAUGAAAUGUUCAAGUCCAGGUUUAGCUUCCAGGGCUGAAAGUUCAUUAGUCUUCAGAAGGAAUGGUUGCAAUUCAGAAGACCUCAUAGUGAGUUUCUCAUUUAUUCGAGCCAUCCAAUGAUGAUUGGCCAAAGAUGAUAACCCAGUCAUUCAGUAUGGGGGUAUUAUGAAGAGAGUGAGCUCGGCAAAAGCUAGGAGUAAGAAUCAGCCGGCUCGUUGUUGUAUUUCGUUUGCUUGCUCGAGGACAAGAAGUUAUUUGAGUGUUGACCCGCACAAGUGUGUUUCUCGUUUGGGUACUGAAAGGCUUGAUACAAUGGCUGAAAGCAUUCCUGAUCAAGGUUUAGUUCAGUGUUCUUCCAAGGAAGUUUCUGAUUGUAUUGCAGGAUGGAUACAUUAUCUGCAGAUGGUCAGAGGGCUGUGUAAUGCUGGGUCUGAGUUAUCACGGUUAUUAGCCGGACUAAGCAUAGAGUCAGCUCCAUGUCGGCACCGCGCCAUUCAGUGUCAGGCAGUCUGGGAACAACUAGCAGCAGCUGCUGCUGCUGCAACACGGAUGAUAAAUAUAAACGCCAUCACUAGUUUGCAGGACAUCGACCUAACGGCAGACAAUGACAAUGAACAAUGUGAUAUCAAUCAGCAAAUCGUUUGCUCUGGCCUACUAUCAAUGGUAAAUCUACAGUACCAGUUGAGCAUGACAUGUUGCGAGAAAUUCUCUCACUUAGCAGCGUGUCAGUGCAACCCAGCUGGAGGCCCUCAUGCGGAACCCAUCGAGGCCGCAGCUGUGGCACGUUGUUUCGCUGUCCCUCCCUCUUGCUCCCCUCUCUCAGUGCCUAUUCCUCAGCGGCGAUGGUCCGAAGCAGCGCCUACAUCAGGCGACAAGUCCGAGUCAACGCUCAGAAGGUGGUCGAUGCCAUGGAAAUUAGCCCUGCCUAGCUCAAGUACCAGUGAUAAAAGCAGGUCUACAACCCCCGACUCGAAUGCCUGGCAAAAUAAUCUGGUUACCCAAGAAGAGCUCCAAGAUGUGAUCGUCCUUCUAACCUCGCAAAAUAUUACACCUGGAAUUGUCCCUGGCGUAACUUUAACACGUGUAACGGACUCGACAGACCACUCCCGCAUUUCGUCUCAUCGAGGAAGCUGGUGGAGUGAAGGCGAUGAACUCGACCCAUCGGUUUUAAUGUCACGUAAGAGUAGCUCUUCAACUGAUACUAGCAGUUCUUGCUAUUCUCUUCAUUCGCGGUCAACGAGCACUUCAGAGGAGUCAGGAGUGACUGCUCGAUCACAUUUAUAUUCUAUGUGGAGCGGUGCUGAAUUGCCAUUCAUCAAGUUGCCAGAGUCCACUGAGAGCAACGACCCAUAAUCAGGGUGUCCACCAGGCCGGAAAGUCCGGAAAUAGUACUGACUUUUUAGGGCACUCCAAAAGUACUGGAAUAUGCGCAAAUUCCCUAAAAAGGUUCGGAAUUUUUUCCAUUAUACCACGCGUGUUUCUCAAUAAAGCCAGGAAAGUAUGCAAUCCUCUGCGCAUUGAUUCUUAGAGUAUUUGUGCACAAGAUCGCGACUGUGCAGUCAGUUAAUCUUCAAGCCAUCAAUGAAAUUCUGUGUCCACGGCAUUUUUGUCGCAAUUCGAGCGAGAAUCCCAAAUUUUCGACAUUUUUCGAAUUUCCUCCAAUGGCUUUCUGUUGAGGAGGUACUAAAUUUCUUGGGAAUGCACUGAAAAAGUACUGAUUUUUGGCCAACCUAUUUUAGUGGACAUCCUGAUAAUCUGAGACUCUCUUUCUUGUUUUACGGCAAGUGUGAAACUGAAAUGGUUGAGACUUGUUUUGUUUUCAGCUCAAAGCUGGUGAACUCUGAGACUAAGGGAUAGUGUUAUCGUUCAGAUUUUUUAUCCCUGGUGAAACUUCUUUUGGUAGGUCGAUUAUUAACAUUUUAUCUUUGUCAUCGGGAUGCAAUAAAACUAAGUCAAAAUUAGGUUGUGCUAUUAUCGGCUGGAUACGUACCUUUUUGUCUGUAUUGCGCUUCUGUCCAGCUGGACUUUAGUGCCUUUUUUAGACCAAUAGCGAUCCAACCAGUGAAUGGUGCCACUCUAUCUCAGCUGAAUUUUAUUUGUUCCAAUGACAAGAAGAAAUUUAAAUUGACAAGCAGGCUUUUUUUAACAAAAAUAAAAUCAAUAGAGAAGGAUGUAUUUAUCAAUUGAAACAUUUCUUUUGAAAUACUUUCGGUCAAAACUUCCAAUUCCAUUCUGUCAAAUCAACCUCUAUCUGAUAGAAUCUUAAAAUUCUAAAAAGGAGGAUAUACUAUACAAUCCUCUAUACCUCAGCCAAUUCUGAUUGAGUGAAUAGAAGUAAUUUUAUUCAAAUAGUUUUCAAAUCACGUACAAAGAAAGGAAAUGCAUAGGUAAUACUAACCUAGUUUUUCCAGAGGCCCUUGUACUGUAAUUAUAUGCAGUAAAAUUUCUAUCCAAUUGACUUUUAGCUUUGCAAUAUGGUAACAUCACCUCAUUAAACUUGCCAGAAAUGGCAAUGCAAAUAUCGUCUAAAAUUUUUAUAGUAGACAAAUUUUUCCAGCAUACAAGGACCAUCCCCACCCCUCAAAAAAAAAAAAAAAAAAUGAAAUGAAAAAAUAAAUAAUUAAAUAAAGAAAAGAUCUCAUCAAACAUCCCUAUCAUUCAGUCUUGAAGUAAUGAGUGGUAACUAAACCUGACUUCUCAUGAACAAUGAUUUUUUCUUACAGAAAAAAAUUAUUUAACAACCAUUCAAAAGUUAGAGAUUAAAAGGGCGUUCAAAAGCUUCUCAAUUGGAAAAGCAAAUCGGUUGUUGUGCUAAAAACUAAUCAGAGCAUUCCGCAAUCUCUACAGGAUGAUUGAGACCAUCCAUACCGGAGUUUUCUUGGUUAACUGAAUUAGACCUAAGCAUUGCGACUUUAAGUCGCACAAAGUGAGAGAAUUGAGGGGGAGUAAAUAUGGAAACAAAGUUAAGGAAUCCAAAUUUUAUAGUCCAAAAGACUCUUUCUCCCAGCCUCAUCAUGGGGAAGGGGGAGGGGGAGUGUAAAAAGGAAUAAUUAUCUUGAGAGCAUAUGAUAUAACCUUAAAAAGAGCCUGGGAUGGGUGAUAUGGAUCAUCUUGUCAAGCGAUUGUUCGUCUCUCUCUCUCUCUCUCUUUCUCCAUUUUUCUGAAAUCGAGUUUUCUUUAAUAUGUGGAGUAGAACCUGUAAAAGGCAAGUAUUUGUUUUCUGCAAAGAAAUUCUUCUGCUGCUUUAGAACAUAAUCUCUUCAAAAUUUCAGUCACUUAGUAGCCAAUUUUAGGUCUGAGGACAAGAAGGGGCUCUUUGUCUUUAGGACCCUUGCCUUUGAACAUCGCACAAUCCAAUUUCUGCUGUCGCCAGAAGCCAAAACCUCUUUUGAACAGCAGAAUAUGAAGACAUUACUGUAGCUCAAUUUUCAACCAUUAAUUUUAGAAAAUUGCCUUUUUUUCAACCAAA
Messenger RNA from Bemisia tabaci, 3727 nucleotides. RefSeq lists its product as uncharacterized. The record is from RefSeq and is a predicted model, not a curated record. NCBI's taxonomy places the organism in Eukaryota, Metazoa, Arthropoda, Insecta, Hemiptera, Aleyrodidae.